CUCUUCUUCUUUGUGCAGCCCGACAAACCCCCCCAAAGCCACCGACUUCCUCUCCUUUGAAAACCGAAAAAGGGGCUUGAAAUUCUCCUUCUUUCUUGUUCAAUCACAAGAUUUGGGGCUUAGAAUCUUCUCCCUCAACCCAGAAAAUCCCGGUCUGCUCUACUUCUUCCUCCCUUGUCCGUCGGGUUCUGCUGGGUUUGAAUCCUUCGACUUUUUCUGUUUCCGUGAGUUUCCCCUGCAGAUGCCGCCGGCUUCUUCUCCCUUCCAAGUCCGGUUCUGCAGCUGGAUUUUCUGGUAUGUUGACAGCCCCUCCAAGCCCCGAAUUUGUCCAUUUAUUUGCUGAUUUGUGUGUCCGAAAAUCUGCUGGAAAUAGGGGAGAAAAUUGAUAGUAAUUAGACCAUGAUUUAACUUAAUUCAAGUGGGAUUUAUAUGAUUGAGUGUUAAUUGUCUGUUGGGUGAUUUUUGGAGAAAAUCCCGUGAAUUAGCUAGGGUUUUGGCCAAUGUUUGGAAGUUAGAGUUACUGUUCACGUCGUGAGCACUGUUCAUGGGUACUGUUCACACACCGAGGGUUAAUGAUUAACGGGGAUUUAAAGGUUUAGUUUGUGAUAUAAGAAUGAAAUUGGAGAUGUUGGGUUAUGUGGAGAUUGAUAGAAAUAGCACUGUGAUUGGGGGUAGUGUUGAUGAUGAUUUCAGUUUGAAUUUAUGGUAGUGCGAUAUUAAUUCUUGGAAUAUUGUGAUUAGGUUUUGAUCAUUCUGUCACCGUAGCACUUGGGUUAGCCUUUUGUUCUGUGCGAGUGAGGUAAGUAAAUUAUGGAUGCCUACUUGGACUUUAAGUGAUUGUCCUGAUGAUUUGAAAGCGAUUGUGGGUGUAGCACUAGCACUCUUAAUCCCCGCUAGUGGGUGUGUAGCAUCCCUGAUCCCCGCUAGUGGGUGUAACGCUAGCACAUGUCGACAUGUUUACUGAUGACUGGUUUAUUCUGACGCUUGCCACUGGGCGAAUACAUUGGCAAAUUUCUGUCGCCCGCCAGUGGGUUGUUAUAACACUGGCCAUGACUUAUAGAUGAGACUACUGAACUGAGUUUUCUUCAGCAUUAACGGUUUGUUAUGAGAUGUUUUGUUAUUGAACUGAAUCUGAUUCUGCAGUAACGGUUUUGUCAUUGAACAUUUUGCUAUUGAACUGAACUUGAUUUCCGCAUUAACGGUUUAUCAAUGAAAGUUUUGCUAUGUUUACAUGGUUUAUCUGGCAUGUUAAAAGUUUUACCCAAGGGUUAUCCAUAUUUACUUACUGAGUUAUCUCAUAGUUUUCCUUGUCCACCAUUUUAGGAAGCAAAACCGAGGACGGGGAAAACCAAGGGGAGUGACGAGUUAGAAGGCUAGCCAUCUUGUAAAGUGAAUAUAGAUUUGAGAUGUAGAUCGUGAUCUUAAGAGUUAGAGUGUAUGUGGAGAUUUUUGAUAUCAGAGCAGACUGUAAAGAUUUUAUCUUGAGAUUUUGUGGUAUCCGAUUGUGAUUUGAAUAAGUUCCGAGCCUUGUGCACUUGUGGGACCCGUCUCACGAGUGCACGGCGUCUGUCGCGCCUCGGAUUUGGGUUCUGGGGCGUGACAAUUUUUUUUGAAGAUGCAUGAAGUUAUUGGUCAAUUUAUUUGACCAAAAUACUAUUAAUUUUCUUGAGAGAAUGUUGCAAGAAUUUCAAUUAUUUUGUUUGGGCAAAAUGUAUGACCAAAAUAGCAAAAUUAUGGGUGCGUUUGGGAUUGCUGUGAAGUGUUGUGGUUGUAGCUGUGGCUGUACUGAAUUAUGUUAUGUUGUGCUAUAGUUGUGGCUGAAAGCUAUUUUGGUGUUUGGUUUUUUAUUUCUUAAAAGUAUUACAAACGAAAUAUAAUAAAAUUUAUUAAUUAUU
This is a messenger RNA of Rubroshorea leprosula, 1895 nucleotides long. NCBI's taxonomy places the organism in Eukaryota, Viridiplantae, Streptophyta, Magnoliopsida, Malvales, Dipterocarpaceae. The record is from the annotation of a GenBank genome assembly.